This is a messenger RNA of Leptosomus discolor (cuckoo roller), 798 nucleotides long. NCBI's taxonomy places the organism in Eukaryota, Metazoa, Chordata, Aves, Leptosomiformes, Leptosomidae. The record is from RefSeq and is a predicted model, not a curated record.
UACAGCCCAGACAGCGUGGCCGGAGCAGACGGAGACACUGACCCCACCGAAAUCACCUUUCCGGGAUGCUCUUGUCUCGCCAGCUCCUGUGUGGUUCACGCGUGCUCCUGUCUUUGCCGCGGCGCAAAUUACAACAGCUUGUGCCUCAGGCCUACAGGGGAAGAGGAGGAGUACGCCAGGCCUGUUUUUGAGUGCAAUGCCAUGUGCCAGUGUGGUGAAUCCUGCCAGAACAGGGUUGUGCAGAGGGGUUUGCAGUUCAGGCUCGAGGUAUUCAAGACUGAGAAGAAAGGGUGGGGUGUCCGCACUCUGGAGUUCAUAGCGAAAGGAAGGUUUGUUUGCGAAUACGCUGGUGAAGUUUUAGGCUUUGAUGAGGCACGUAGAAGGAUUGAGGCCCAGACACCAAAGGAUUCCAACUACGUUAUAGCGGUGAGGGAGCACCUCCACAGCGGCCAGGUAAUGGAGACCUUUGUGGACCCGACGUACACUGGUAACGUAGGCAGAUUCCUGAAUCACUCCUGUGAACCAAAUUUAUUUAUGGUGCCAGUUCGAGUUGACUCAAUGGUGCCUAAACUGGCACUUUUUGCAGCCACUGAUAUUUCUGCCGGAGAGGAACUUUCAUACGAUUAUUCUGGAAGAUUCCAUAAUUUACCGAUAAUGAACAGAGAACAAAAAUCUUUAGAGGAAGACAACAGGUGGAGAAAACCUUGCUACUGUGGUUCCCGCACGUGUGCUUCCUUCUUACCUUGGGACAGCUCCCUCUUUCCCACACCAGACACUUGUUCAGGGAGCUCUCCAUAG